UGCCUGUAUCAGAUCACAUUACAUGGAUUUCAUUGCUUACAGCUGUGUACAUUGUCGAAGUUUCGUUUUCAGGCGAAAAAAUAAAAGUCGUUACUUUGUAAAUUAAAACUUUUGAUAAGUAUUAAAAAGUCGGACGGAGUAUACAACAGCCGGACAUUCGCGUUUCUGAUAAAUGGACAACAUUUAACAUUGUUUAAAAGCAAACUAAUAUGUGAUUAUAGAGUCUGUUUUUUUAUUGAAUCGUUUUAAAGAAGAGUUUUACACGAUGGCGGAUGGAGCUUUGGUCUUUGGAGCGAAUCUAAACGCAAGUUGUUUGACCUCUCGAGCAAAGAAAGUCAACAACAACAACAGCAUUUCAGUAGCAGCGAACAUGAGGAGAAAGACGCGACAGAGCAACAGAAGAGACAUUCAUAACCGGGUUGUCUUGGAGAAGGUCCUGGGCAUCACUGCCUCCAGCAGCAGUGCUUUAACCUGUGACCCCAACACUGGUUUAGUGGCUUAUCCUGCAGGUUGUGUAAUUGUCAUCCUGAGCCCGAAGAAAAACAAGCAGACUCACAUAUUUAAUAUGUCGAGGAAAACCUUCAGUGCCUUGGCUUUCUCGCAGAAUGGAAAAUAUUUAGUCACUGGUGAGAGCGGGCACAUGCCCUGUGUGCGGGUGUGGGACGUGGCAGAGCGGACACAGGUGGCAGAGGUCCAGUGCCAUAAGUACGGGGUGGCGUGUGUUGCUUUCUCCCCCAACGGAAGCUAUAUUGUGUCUGUGGGAUACCAGCAUGACAGGACAGUCAGCGUCUGGGAGUGGAAGAAGGGGACUGUUAUUGCAUCCAACAAGGUGUCCAGCCGUGUGCUUGCUGUAUCUUUUUCGGAAGACAACAGCUACUUUGUAACUGCAGGGAACAGGCAUGUGAAGUUCUGGUAUCUUGAUGCCUCAAAAGAAAGAAGGGUGAACAGCACGGUGCCUCUGAUCGGUCGCUCAGGGUUGCUCGGGGAGCAUCAGAACAGUCAGUUCUGUGGUUUGGCUUGUGGCCGUGGCUCUAUGGCAAGCAGCACCUACUGCAUUACACACACGGGUUUGCUGUGCCAGUUUAAUAGCAACAGACAGCUUGAUUCCUGGGUUGAUCUCAAGACGACGUCAGCACAGUGCUUAUCGGUGAGCGAGACGUUUGUUUUCUGCGGUUGUGCAGAUGGCACGGUGCGCGUGUUCAGUCCACAGGACCUGCGUUACAUCACCACUUUGCACCGGCCGCACUGCUUGGGAGUAGAUGUGUCUCAGGGCACACAGCCUGGGCAUUUGUUUGGAGCAAACCCAGAGGCACAGUAUCCAGAUACUCUGGCUUUAACUUUUGACCCUGUGACCAGGCAUUUGACGUGCGUGUAUAAUGAUCACAGUGUGUACGUAUGGGACGUGCGGGACAUCCGGAACGUAGGGAAGGUCUAUUCAGCUCUGUACCACAGCGGAUGUGUGUGGAGUGUGGAGACCUACCCUGAGCUUGAAGAUUCAUUGGCGGCAUGUUUGUCACCUGGCUCUUUCCUCACCUGUUCAUCCGAUAACACAAUCCGCCUGUGGAAGAGUGAGAGUCCGCAGAGUCACGGAUCAGGACACGGCCUUCGCCACAACCUUUACAGCCAGGACAUCGUAAGGAUAGUGUAUGUGGACGAUGACACGCAGUACCUCAAAGCCGAGGCCGAGAAAGCUGAGGGAGCAAGCCAGGAUGGGAAAUCUGGGAUUAGGGUGCUGGGAAUCAGCCCAGAUGGCCAACAUUUGGCUGCUGGAGACCGCAGUGGAAACCUGAGAAUCUUCGGCUUACAGUUUAUGGAUGAGCUGCAGAGAAUUGAGGCUCAUGAUUCGGAGGUCUUGUGUCUAGCCUUCUCCCCUACUGAGACCGGUUUGCAUCUGUUGGCUUCUGCGAGUCGUGAUCGGCUCAUUCACAUCUUUGACAUGGAGAACAAAUGCAACCUAGUGCAGACGGUUUAUGAUCAUUCGGCCUCCAUCACUGCCAUCAAAUUUACAGGACUGAAUUCAGAGUUGUGUAUGGUCAGCUGUGGCGCUGACAAGAGCAUCUAUUUUCGAUCUGCUGAAAAGACCUCGGAAGGCUUGAACUUCUCACGAUCACAUCAUAUAGUGGAGAAGAGCACACUGUAUGACAUGGACCUGGACGCCACACGCACACACACAGCCAUUGCGUGCCAAGAUCGUAACAUUAGAGUAUAUAAUGUGCAGAGUGGCAAGAUGAAAAAGUGUUUCAAAGGCUCCCUAAAUGAUGAUGGGACACUGCUUAAGGUUCAGUUGGAUCCCUCUGGGAUGUUUUUGGCCACAAGUUGUUCAGACAAAAAUAUCUGUAUCUUUGACUAUGAGUCAGGCGAAUGUGUAGCCACCUUAUUUGGACAUUCGGAAAUUGUUACAGGUAUGAAGUUCAGUCAGGACUGCAAGCAUCUGAUCACUGUCUCUGGUGACAGCUGUGUGUUUGUGUGGCGGUUGGACUCUCAGAUGACCAACUCCAUGAGGAAGAGGCUAGCAGAGAGGAAGCAGCAAGCAGGCCUAAGAGUUCAGCGGGCCCCCUGCAAACAGCAAGCCAUCAGGAGAGAGACCUACAUCACUGUACCCUGUAGUGCAUUGCCUCACAUGGAGGAGGAAGAGGAGGGCAGCUUGAUGCCAGAGGAUGCUUCAGAAGAUGGUAUGGAGGACUGCAGAACUCCAAACAGGCUUGAUUCCACUGAUGCAUCUGUGGAUUCUUUGGUUCUCCAAACCAAUGGCAAAAUGCCCAUGUGGGUUCGUAGACUGGGUGGAGGAGGUGAAAAUGAUGGUACUGGUGUAGAUAGUAGAUCUCAGUACCAGCCACAGGGUCGAUGGGCAGUACAGUCUGAUCCACUAGCCAUCCGCACAGUACUGGAGAUGAAGAGCAUGCAGCUUCCCCUCUCACACACUCCCAGCAGAGCUGUGGGAGAGGAAGAGUUUGAGGGAGACUCUCGCUUUCACCCGCAGAGUUUAGACAGUCUGCUGGACGAAGAUGUUGAUGAUGAUGAUGAUCUAGAGGAGGAGGAAAAGAUUUGCAGUGAUUCCCAAGAUGGGUUUAGCUCUUCGCUCCAAGGGUCAGAUUUUCUGCAGCUGCCACAUGGAGAGGAGAACUUCCAUCCAGAGCUCAGCUCACCAGAGAAGACCGGCUACAUUUUGUACCCGGCCAAUAGCACUGCUCUGUCCACUGGAGAAGGAGAGUUUGAUGUUAAAGCUCUGUGUGAGGGUGCAGGUGAUGACCCAGAGGAAGAGGAGCUAAGCCCAGAUAGUGCUUGUUCGGCUGAGAGCCCAGCCUCCCAUAGCGACCAGCCCCAUGACCAGGAUACGGAUUCCCUCAGUCAAGUGAGCUCCACGGGAAGCUCGGGAGUUGAAGAAGAGGAGGAUGAAGAAGAACCUGGAGCUUUACUUCGCCAACAUUUUGACACCUUGGGUGUGGCCGCUAAUGAAAAGUUCAACACAGACUUGAGCAGUCUGCAGCCCACAACAGAGAGUAACUUCCUCAAUCCUCGUCUUAGUAUCUCCACACGCUUCCUUUCCCGCUUUCAGAGCCGCUUUCGCACUAUUGGGACUAGUAGCAGUGCUGUUUGCCGGCCCGCAGUCUGCCUGCCCAGUAUACCGGAUGAAUCCAAUGAUAGCUGUCUAACCCUUGACAAAACAGUGGACAAGUCCAAGGUUCUUUCAAACAACAGUGGAAGCAUUGAGGAGAAUGACAAAAGUGUUGCCAAGAAACGUUCCUCAGUGGCUGCUCGGAAAUCUUGCAAAAACUUAUCGUUUUUGCGCUGGAAAAAUGCCCUGGGAGAAAUCACAAACAAGAGCAUUCAGUCCAAAGCUCAUAAUACUGUCAACACUACAGGCAUUCUCAGCACCAAAUCCACCAGCAGUGUGUGUGACACAUCUGUUACGCGUUCCCGCCAAAGUUACAUGGGUCCCACCGCAAGCUCCCGUGCAAAGAUAACCCAGAGCAACUCUGUGGAGAGUUUGAAUGCAUGCACAUCGGAGGAAAUGCAGUCAAACGCCUCGGACCUAACUGUGGACCAAAGCAAAGAGAACAUCGUUCCCCCUUCAUCUUCAGUUCUGUCCUCUGGACCCUCUCAUCCCACACCAGCUCUCUCUACUCCUGCCUUGGGUAACCACAGUGUCCGGGCAGCUCUUCGAUUAGACCUCGCUGGCCCCAAUCGUGCCAGUCUGUCACCGGUGUCACUCAAGAGCCGUCUAGGGAAAGUUGAACGUCCCGAGUCUCCACGUCGACAGGCUCUGGUGACGCCCACAGAGAUGCGGUCACUGGGGAAGGAGUGUCGGAAGCAGAUCAUUAAUAUCGAGCAGAGUUUGGUUUCGAAGACUUCAAGCAGGUUCUCAACAGGGUCUGAAAUAUUUGCCAGGAGCUCCACGGUGUCAGAAACCAGUCAUUCUGAGGUUGAAGACCUGCAGUUUACAGAGUCAUGUGGGAAUACACAGGUCGCCUGUGAGACCUCAAUGACUACUUCAGUAACCCUAGAAAGAGAGGAGUCUACAGGAAACGACUGCGUUGGAGAGGAAGCAGGAUUUUCUGCAGAGUCGUUGAGUGUCCAGAUGUGUAAGGAGAUGGUGAAUGAACUCUGGCAGAACAUCCAUAAAGCAACUGGCUUUUAUAACAAGUUGUGCUCCAUCCCGGAGUUGUCAGAGCAGCAGGAGCAGAUGAAGAGUAUUUUGCAGGAGGUAUUUGUGGGUGUACAGAGUGAGUUGAACUCCCUGUGCCCACAAAAGACGCGGCCCUCGACCCAAAGCACCCGUCCUGUACCAGAGGACUCUCCUGGCCGUCAACUCCGAGACGACAGGACUGUGGCCCUCCUGGAGAAGUAUUCAGAGAUGCUCUUACUGCGAAUGACUGAAAAAGGAGCACAGUCCACACUGGAGUAAAUGCUCAGUUCCCAUCUUUUUAAUGGCAAAAAUGAACUUCUAAUUGCACCCAUAAGCACCUUUAAACCUUAAUGCCUUCCAUUGGUUUUACAUUUUUUUUUUAAAUAAACGUGUAAAUGCAUAUUUGGAAUUUUUUUUUUUUUUUUUUUUUUUUUUUGUAAAACUGGUCUGGUAGGUCUUAGGUCUCUUUUCACUACAUUUCAAUACCUGAGUGUAUUUGGUCACAUACACUUCGCAAUUAUUUUGAUGUAUUGAAGAUUUGUCAAGGCAGAUCUUCUGGACCUUCCCCCCUAAAUCAUUACUUCCAUGAUAUUUUAUGUACAGUUUUAAAACAGUGUUACUUUGAGUACAAACAGUUGAAUUAUGUACUCAGUUUUGUGGUGAAGUUCUUGAUGUUUGAUGCUUUCAUAGUUGUACACCAUUGCAUGCCACCACAACCACGCAGACUACGAAAGAGGUGUUCCGUUGUCAUGUUAUUUUGAGUGUUGCUCUGAAUAGUGAUGUGUUAAUAUUUCCCAAAGCAUCAGGCUGUGACUCACAGUUUGCUUGCCACUGGUGUGCUGAUUAUGCUUUGUCAUGUUGAUGUGCAAUCCUUUUUUCUUCUUCUUCUUUUCACAGAAAAUGUAUAGUUAACUUUUUCAAAGGCUUUGUAAAUAUUAACCAGCUGUUUACACUGUAUUUUAAUAUUAAACAUUCAAAGAUGA
Labeo rohita (rohu) is the source of this 5610-nucleotide messenger RNA. RefSeq names its product WD repeat domain 62 (gene wdr62). The coding region runs from base 266 to 4906 and encodes 1546 amino acids. Lineage: Eukaryota; Metazoa; Chordata; Actinopteri; Cypriniformes; Cyprinidae. Gene Ontology annotation, molecular function: protein binding. The transcript has 32 exons. The record is from RefSeq and is a predicted model, not a curated record.